Zootermopsis nevadensis is the source of this 2097-nucleotide messenger RNA. Lineage: Eukaryota; Metazoa; Arthropoda; Insecta; Blattodea; Termopsidae. The record is from RefSeq and is a predicted model, not a curated record.
CGGAAUGAAUACUUUUAGUACAGAAUAUGUACACGAGAAGCGGUAGCUGUUAAGACAGGUCUAAAACAAGUGCCGGUAUCGCUCCGACUUACGAAAAACGUGCACAAAAAUAAAUUUGAAGUGAAAAAUGAUUAUAAGGUGGUUUUUGCACACAUAGUUUAUUUUGAAAUACGGUAAUAUGACUCAAGCAUUAUUAGGGAGCAGGAAACGAGUUCGCAGCAGUAACUGCGAAGAAGAAUGCUGCGAUUUCAUGCCACUUUCUAAGAGAAUCAAUAAUUUACAUAUCAAUAAUGGAAAUUGCUGCAGCAGUCUUGGUUAUCAACAUCUUAAACAUUCAGUCACAAAACAGGAUGACAUUUUUGAACCAAGCUCUGAUAACUGGGGAUGCAUGGAUGCAGCAGGAGAAUGCCUAGAAUUACUCUGCCAUCAGAGUUACAGGAAUGGAAAUGGCUGUCAUGUUGCAGUACAGUCUACUUGCAGUGAUAACAGUGAAAUUUCUCACCGACCUCAGCAGUCUGCAGAAGCUAGUGGCAGCAGCCCAGGUUUGCACCCCAGUGGUUGGGUGACAAACCAUAUCUUAUCUCAAUAUAAUCCAGCCCUCAGUGCAUCAGACAACCCAUAUUACUAUGAAAGUAACAAGUUAUUGUUUGCUUUGUACAUGGAGCGGUUACAUCGUAAUGGUGACACUCUCUAUUGAUCAUGUUUGUUCCACUUGUUCAAGUGGCUCUCUUAUUAAUUAGUGGUUUUAGAUAUCAUUGCAUAAAUCAGCAGAUGUGUGCUAUGUAGUAAUUUUAAGGGAAAUUAAUGGAUUUAUUCAUAUUUGUUGCUAAAUAAAGAUUUGCUUGUACAACAGUAGAAAACUUGGUUAUUAUGCAUUCUUUGCAAGAUGUGAAUAACAUGAAUACACAUAUGGUUGAUGAUGUCUAUUCAUCUGUUUGUCCAUAUACUUAAACUCAUGAACCACUGGAUGGAUUAUGAUUAAAUUUUAUGUGAACGUUGUGUCAACAUUGGCCAUAUCCACCUCUUACUUUCUAUUUUCCAAAAGUCAGCAAUGACAGGGCAGACACUUGAACUUGUGAGGUGUGAGUAACACUAAUCCCACCUAAUAUAUGGGUCCUGAAAUUAUGGAUUGUAACAUCUUAAAAUAUAUGCAACUGAUUUAUAAUAUGGUAAAAACAUGAAAUCUGAAUAUUGCGUUUGGUUUGAUAAAAAAGUGACUAAUGAACUUUGUGGCUCUGUGAAAUUUGGACAGAAAUAAUACAGUAGACCAUAAACAUACCCACAAAUUCUGUAUGAGAUAUAUUAACAUCAUGGUAACUCUAUGAAUCUUUGACAUUAUAUCCAACACUUGUAACAUAGGCAAAGUCUGCACUAAAAUAAGUUCUCAAGAAGGAAACAAAUAAUAGUAAUAAGAAGAACAUUCUGUAACUCAUUUAGAACUGCAUGCAAUAAAAUAUUCUGACUUGAUUGGGAAUUGAUCUUAUGACUAUAUGCACAUGAAGCUAGUAUACUAGCCCAUUAAUUAAAUUGCAUUCUGCUAUUUGUAUUACCUCAAUAUGAUCUUCACAAAACAGAAUUUAUAAAGCUUCAAUUGAAAGUUAUUUGUUUAAUUAAGAUAAUAAAAUCUUUGUUUCAUUGUUAUUUUAUCUAAAAUUAAUAAUCUAAACAUGAAUUGAAUAGAAAAACUAUAAUUUAGCAAGUUUGUAAAUUUAAUCACAAACAGUUCCAGUCUCUUUUCUGUGUGUGUGUGUGCGCGCUCCAGAAUGCACUUUUCCAUUAUUGUUAUAUCAUGCCAAGCUGAAAUAUUUUAAUGCCCAUGCACAAAGGAUCUUAUUACCAAUUGAACUGAUUGCUUUAAUUAAAUACUUUGCUGUACAUUUUUUAAAUUACAUGGCAUUUCAUGAGAUGAUUAAUACAUGGGGUGAUAUUUAUUAUAUUCUAGAAAGCAUGUUUGUUAUUUAUUUUAAUGUUACAUGUGUAGCAAGAAUAAGAUUAAAAAUUGUAUUAAUGACACAAAUUAGUCAAUAAAAAUAUACAACUGAAGAUAACUGAAAUGUAUUCAUCCAAAUUACAUUACUAUAAACUGACUUUGAAUAA